Messenger RNA from Melanotaenia boesemani (Boeseman's rainbowfish), 2064 nucleotides. RefSeq names its product myozenin 1a (gene myoz1a). Gene Ontology annotation, cellular component: actin cytoskeleton; Z disc. The record is from RefSeq and is a predicted model, not a curated record. NCBI's taxonomy places the organism in Eukaryota, Metazoa, Chordata, Actinopteri, Atheriniformes, Melanotaeniidae. The transcript has 6 exons. Gene Ontology annotation, molecular function: telethonin binding; actin binding; FATZ binding. The coding region runs from base 246 to 1187 and encodes 313 amino acids.
UCAAACCCCUAACCUCAACUUUCUCCUCCCGUCUUGACACCAACCCUCCUGCCACCCACACCCCAACCCUGUGGAAGAUCUCCUAAGUGUUGGGUGGCUUUUGCACUUCCCGAGACCUGAGUACACUAUAUGUGGGGUCAGAGGCAUUGAGGGAUUUGUAAACUUGUGAUUGAGAUUGAGAUCCUCUUCACCAUUUGGUGUUUAUAGGUCUAUCUCGCCUGUCAGCAUUACAACAGAAAUCCGUCAUGCCUCUGGGAACACCUGCGCCCCUAAACAAGCGGAAAAAGCCCUCCAAGAUCAUAACUGACCUAUCACAUAUCAGCCAAAAUGAGUAUGAGUCGGAACCUGAGGCAUCAGAGUUCGAUCUGGGAACAAAGAUCAGGACACCGAAAGACAUCAUGCUGGAGGAGCUUUCCCUGAUGAAGAACCGAGGCUCCAAGAUGUUUAGAAUGAGGCAGCAGAGAGUCGAGAAGUUCAUCUAUGAGAACAAUCCUGACAUCUUCAGCAAUGAGUCACUGGACAACCUCCAGAAGUUUGUUCCCUCCCUGGGAGGUCAAAUAAGAUGUCAGAUGAUAAAUGUUGGCGGGCACCAUGUCAGUAAAGAGUACGGACAUCCAUACUUAGGAGUGAUAACUGCAGGAGGAGCCCCCGUGCCUCCUCCUAAACCUGGUUGCCGGGGUGUAGGGGAAGGAGGAGCAGGCAGUGCAGGAGGAGCUGGAGGAGCAGGAGGAGUAGAAGGUGGAAAAGAUGGGAAGGGAGAGGGGGGAAGUGAGUGGUCUCCACUAAAAGGAGGCCGAAAAGAUAUUACCAAAAAGCAGCUUCAUGUGAAGACAUAUGUGUCACCAUGGGAAAAGGCCAUGAAGGGUGAUGAGAAUCUACUAUCCACUUUAAAAUCUUCAAUGCCUGGUCCCAUUACCCAAAAAGAUCAACCCAAGUACAAGUGCUUUAACAGGACUGCUAUGCCCUUUGGAGGAAUUGAAAAGGCCAAUCAGCUCAUGAGAUUCCAGCUGCCAGACACUGAGACAACCAAAGAGGAGCCUGAACCUGCAGUGGUGUACCAACAUGACAUUGGCUGCCGGCCCUCCUUCAAUCGUACUCCUAUUGGCUGGGUGGGAAGCAAUGAGCCCAGCAGCAUUCACAUGGAGACGGAUGCCGUGCCAUUUGAUGGAGAGACAGACGAGCUGUGAAAACAAAUACAUACAGUGAUUAUACUAACUAUGCACAUAUACACAUGCAAGCAUGACUGUAUGGAUAAACCUUAGCAUGCACACACAAAUUAGGUGAAUCUAAAAUUCACUGUUGUACUAGUGAGUUUGAAUGUCUCCGUGUGGAUAACUGAAAGUGUAAAUGACUUGUAGACAUUCUCCAAUCUUGAUCUACAUUAAAAAGGGGCUGCUGGUGUAAUGGUGACAUGAAAUAUCAAAUGCUUUUUGUUAAGUGUUCAUCACAACUUUAGUAUGUCAAGAAAGUUGCAGGAAGCUACAGGAUUUGUCAGUGAAGAAAGAAUUAAUAAUGUGGGAAGGAGAUUUGUUCGCUGUCAAUGCUGUGCAUGCAGUCUCAACGUCCUCUUGAUGUCAUAUUUAUUUCCUAUUGCCUUUUUGUUGUUAUGAUUUUCCUAACAAUUGUAGAACCCCCCUUUCAAACCUGUCUGAUUCAGUAUGCAUGCUGUUGCUAAUCCCACAAAACAAACAACUAUGAAACUCAUCUUGUUAAGUGAUUAAAACAUUAAAGGGAAUAUAAAUGUCUAAAUUCUUUAUCUUGUAAAAAACAAAAAUGCUUUUCAACUGCUUGACAAAAAUGUAGUUCCUGUGAGACAGUGGUUAGCAAUAUCAGAUAUUUCAGUGAAUUAUUUAAAAAUUUUCUGUUCUUUACAGAGCAGAACAAGCGGAGAAAAUAGACGUAAGUAUUAAGACUCAUUUAAAUUAUUAUUGUAAGCAGUUUUAACGUGUUUAUUGUUUAACCUGGCUAAAUUUAAGUUAAUUCAAACUAGUUUAUAGACUGUUUGACAGUUUUCGAUGUAUUUAUUUGCCUGCAUCUGAUCGGGUCAAAUGGGAUGUUGAAGAG